GAAGAACGUUUCUCAAAGUGCUAAAGGUCUUGGAUAUGGACUGACUGGUGCUUUAAUGCUCCAUCGGGACUCUCCUGACGGAUCAGAUGCCCAAGGUAAAGACUGAGAAAUAUCUUGGCAUAUUCCCAACAGUGUGAUCAAAAUCGAUGGACAUAAGUAUCAAUCACCAAUCACUAAUUGUGUGUGGUCUCAGUACUUACACAGGAUCGCGCGAAACUGUACACGCUUUAAAAACCUCCGCACGUUGAGAUGUCCCUACUACCAGCGUGACCAGAGUCCAGUAGUCAGGAUGACCAGGGAAGAAUUUUCCCACAGUUCCUCAGACACUCAGGCAAACCUGGAACUCUCAGAGAUAGCUCACCUUACCGAAAAUGGGUUCCCUGGAUGUGGCAAUACCCCUACUCCGGUACCGCCAGGUCCCCGCCAUCCAAGCGUCCCCCUCCCGUGUUCACGAUAUCGAUACUCGCUGUCUACAACAGAAACGAGGACCUUCCGAUCCCGGCAUUCCCGGUGUUGCGUCGGCACGGCCGCCAUUUUGUUGUCCCUUCUGACUGUUGGCGUAUUUCUUGGAAUCAUGAUACAUUUCACAGUGGUAGAUAUCCUGUGGAAUGAUGACGGUGGCGUAUCUAAGCAACCUGUUCCGAGAGCGGAGACUAAACUGGGGAAUGCUGUGCCAGAUUUCUUAGGCAGUGUUAAAGUCUCCAAUCUGGAGUGGGACUACCCCUUGUCUGUGUCAGACAGUCGGCCUUACAGGGAGUUGGCAGUGGCGGUAGAGCAAGAGCUGGAUCGGGUGUUCCUGCUGAGUCCGCUGAAAGACAUCUACAACUUCAGCCUCGUGAGAACCUUCAGGCGUGGCAGCAUUGUGGCGGUGUUCGAGACAGUUCUCACUGACCAUAGAGGCUUGACCACAGACUCAUUGAAAGAAGCUCUUGUCCAGGGGUUGGAGACCCGCAACUACAUCCGGGGAUCUGGUGACGUCAAGGAAACCAAGCACGGGGUUGCCCUGGACGCCGAGAGCAUACAGAUUGUAACACUCAGCACAACAUCCCUACGUGACCAAAGCACCUCCCGCCUCCUCCCUGUUCUAAUUGAAAGUGAACCGACUAAAAAUAUGGAGACAACGACAACCGUAUCACAAGAAAAAACUCCAGAAUCAAGUCCAAAAGAAGACCCAACCACAAGGACAACAAAAUCCUCAACCCAAUCGUCCACUGAUGGUGAAAACAACGCAGACUCCCACACCCAUAUAUGGAUAUGGAGACCUCCGAAAACAUCCCAACAAACAACUAAAGGUUCCCCUUCAGAACCAUCAGGGCCUUCCACUGAAUCUACCUCAAACUCUCCUCAUGAAGUUGAUUCAUCAACCCCUGCACAAACAACGCAUGAAAGCACAGACUGGCAUACAGCAUUCUGGAAGGACCAGUUUUCAGAUAAGCAAUUUCCAUUUUCUGAUUUUUGGUAUUCAUCGUCAACUCAUAUCCCAGAGAAACGUCGAACAUUGUCUAACACCCCUAAAAGACCUAAUCCAGAUGAAUCCAAGGAUGGCCAAUUGUCUGAAAAUCCCAAAAUUUUGUUAAGGACUACCCCUGUUUCAGCUGUGUCUGAGAAUUCGACCAGGUAUCCUUCUGAUAAAACAUCUUUCCAAGGUUCAACUUUUGCGACGAAGACUGCUGAAAAUUCUACACCCCAGAACACCCAAACACUGCCUAAUGUGAACUCAACACAAGUAACCAGUGAAGCCAAUUUUGUUUCUAACGGUUCCACAAAAUCAACUACAAAUACCAAGUUACCAAACACUACAACAAAGGCAUCCAUUUCUGAGUCCUCAAAUUCUGAUUCAGAUCAAUCUUUCAAACCACCCAGCAAUGAAAAUGAUAAUUCUAUCCCAAAAGUACUAAGUGAGUUGAAGAAAGAUGACACGAAAAACACAGACACUUCCAACAUGACCAAUGUUAUUGAAAACAUUCCCCAUGAAGAUUUCGAACAUCAUGACGUCGCGUCCUCUCCUGUUGACGAGACGCCUCAAAACAUAGAAACAAAUGUCCCAAUUUUAAAUGAGGACGUGGUACCAGUUAACACACCUUCACAUAUCAGAGAAGUUUCAGAAAAUAUUUCCCAUGCCAAUGAGCAUAGUUUAUUUGAUAGAGAGUCCCAGCAGACAUAUACCCCUGUUACGAAGGUAAAGGAUAACCGUGACGAAGACCCUGCAAUCCGAGGUCAUAUAGGGCAAGUCCCACAGGAGAGUAUUGCAAGACAAGAACAUGGAGUAUUUCCCAACCCAACACACCCAUCGUUUGAAGACUACGUCUUGCCCGAAACUUCUAUGGAAAAUUACGAUUACGUACCAAGGUAUCCAGAUGUCAAUCUUAUUGCCCAGAAUGAUGCCAAUGAUGAAGGAUCAUUUAGGACCACAUCGCCGAGUGGUGCUGAGAGGAGUGGUCACGAUGAUGCUGUGCAUGAUGAUGGAGGUAGCAGAGAUGAAGCUACUCAGGGGGGAGGCAGUUCGGGUGGAAUAGAUGCAGCCGUUGUGGUCAGUAGUACUGACUCGGCAUUGACUGGGGAUCCUGGUAACGGAGACAGUUUUUCAAAACAUACAGAUACAGGUUCGGAUACUGGUUCAGAUUCACUUGAUGGUAGUCCUACGGUUGCUUCUGCAACACAGGUGACAUUACGGACAAGCUCAGACCUUGAAAAUGCUCUUGAUGAAAACUUACUCAAUGAAGGAAAUACGAGCUCUUUAGCAGAACCUGUCAAUAAAAAUGUUUCUUCUUUUGUGUCCGAUAACACAACGUUACCUAGCAUUAACAACUAUACCCACCCAGCAAAUCGUCCGGCUAUGGACAAGUAUAAAGCUAUGGUAAAUGACACGGAAGUUUCUCGUAAAGAUAGCAAUGGACAUAUCAGCUCACAAGUAAAGGACCCAUCUCAUGGAACCAAGACCUUCGAAAGCAAUAAUGACCUAAAAGAUAUGAUGCCUGCUGUAUCUAAGGAGGCAGAGACAGUUAUGGCUUCAGAUAUGGUAUAUUCUGGUGAUUCUAGUGUUCACCCAAGUCAGCCUGCUUCUGGCAUGUCUCCAUCUGAGCAACAAAAAGAUGCUGUUGAUGUUGUUGCAUCAAGUAGUGAAAGGCUUCCUGUCCACACUGAUCUUGAUGAUUUAUUGCCCAUUCUUCAAAGCAUUGCCCAUGACAGUACGUUUGAUUAUGAAGCUUUGGAUGUCAAUCCCACCCCUUCUGUACAACAUCCAUCAACACAACAUGAAUAUGUUGCAUCGUUCAGUCCCUUUGUAAGUUCAUCUGCAACUGUUUAUACUUCAGACAGCAUGGUACACCAUGGUGAUAAUAUGUUUGAUAUUACUCCAACAUCAGUGACAUUAACAGAAACGGUUAAUGGAAUUCAGAUGUUAUCGUCAUUACUGCAACCUGAAAUAUCAGAAAAUAAGCACCAAGUGUCCAGGCAUUCAGACAUUGAAGCACCUGCAAAUAUGCAACCAAAAGCUGUGAAUACACCGGCUUCUCAACUUGGAGAUGUUUCAGUAUUGAUAAUAAGUUCAUCAACUUCUUUUGACACAGGUGCAUCACUGAUGCAAUUCAGAGGAUCUGUUGAAGGUACUCCUGUGCUGAUGGCAAAUUCAGAUCAUAUGGACACGGAAGCUAUGUUGGAAAGUAGUUUAACAAAUAUGUUGCAUUCAGCAGUGACAAACAUCCAUGCAUCAGCAGAAAAUGUAGGAGGUAUUCUACAUUCAGAAGUUCCAAGUGUUGAGAACACUAGUACGACGGAUGCAUAUGAGACUGUGAAUGAUCCAGUUGCAGAACCUUCUGAGACAAAUGUAAAUUCACCAGCAGCUGUAACUGAUGAACAGUCAGGUAGUAUUUCCUCAGAUGCACGUUCAGAAGGAAGCUGGGCUGGGCAGGAAAACGAUGGACAUUCAUCAGGUUUAGAGACGGGUUCUAGUGUCACUGGUCUGGUAUCCGUGUCUCCUGAUUCAUUGAAUAUGAAUGCAAGUGACAUUGUACAUGUAAAUUCUCCUGUAGAUUCCCGCAAUGUGCCCGAGACGAAUAUAAUACCAUCACAAUCACAUGAAGGUGGAACUAUUGAAACCAACUCAAAGACCAAGCCGCCUUUGAGUGCGAAGCCGGAUACACUUGAAAGAAAAAUGCAUCAUCCGAUAGUGUCCAGUGCCUCGCUGAUAGAUAAUAAUUCAUCCAGUAUAGGUUCAACAUAUGCACAAGAUGAUGUUGCAGUGUCUUCUUCUACCAAUAGUCCUGGUAUAAUUGAACAUGUUGAGCAACAUUUGGAUUCUCAAAAUGCUUCCAUUUCUCGUCCUGAGGCUGUAGCAGCUGUACUCCAGGAAUCUGGUGUUUUGAAAGAAUCGGAUUUCAAUAAUUCCACAAGCGCAAAUGACAAGGCAUCGUCUCGCGCCCAGCCGUCAACUGCAAAACCAACUAUACACUCUACCCAAAAUGAUAUGAACCAAUCUCUUGUCACAAAUUCAACGAUUUCAGAAUCUGAUUCUAAUGUAGAUACUGUGAUGUCAACAUCUAGAACACAACCCAAGGAUGGGACACAUAUAUCCAGUCACAAUAGACCAGAUGUUUCCAGGGGGCGGAUAGUGACAACAUUUCAUCAAGAAGAUAUGGUCACCAAAACUCCAAGAGGAAGGAUAACCCAGGGCACAGCAAUGAAGGACGUGAGUGAAGGAGCUGUAGAUUCCACCCCUCUAUCCAGCACAGAUGCUACUACUCGUCUGAUAACGGCAGGGAUAUCAACACAGGACACCGAGGAACCCUCCCCUCCAGCCAUCACUGACAUCCCCCUUAGCACAACAUCAACAGAUCUGCCUACAACAGACGUGGGUGUUUCCUUGAACAAAGAGGAAGAGUUUGGGGACCCUUAUUCAACUCAAUCAGAAAAUGGAAUCGGCUCCCCUCAGAACAAUGCAUGUCUGGAUAUAACGGUCAUGACAGAGUUCAUCCCCAGCUGCCUUGACUUCUUCAGUCAGAUAACUCACACCGAUGAUGAGUUAGAGAAAUGCCAGCAUUUUUUGGCCGGUGUAAUUUGUGUGACGGAUGAAUUCUACAAGUACAGCGGACAGCAGUGCACGGAUACAGAAAUCAGUGCCUUCGUCAAACAGCACGCUGACCUUUUCAAAAAUGCUCUUUCCAACUUUGACCCUCUCAAAUGUGUGGUUUGAGAUGCACACAACAUCACGGGAUAGGUUUUGUGACAACAUAUUGAACUCUUGACCAUCUUGAAUGGGACUGAUUGCGAGCUUACUUGUAUAAUAUUGUUGUCCUAAAUCUGUGUAGACUUCAGUCUGAUCAACUGAAAUCCCGUUGGUAUAUGAUGAGCUGUGUGCCAAGUGCUUACCACCAUGUGCAAGAAACUCAACACAAACUUCGCUACAAUGAGUUUCAUUGCCUCUUGUACAGAAUCGCUGUGGGUGAUGACGUGACCUGUGUUUAAGGGAGCCUAUAGUCUAGUCUGUAGAACAAUUAUGUAUGCUUACAAAAUGCUUUUGUUUAUUUACAUGUUUACCAAACAUUUGUUCUUCAAUCCAGACCUCACGCAGAGUUGUGUUUCUUUGUUGAACACUUGUGUCGCAUUAGAUACAAUGAUGUCACGCAUCUCGUGAUGAUGAUGUUUAUGAAUGUUUUAUUGAAGUAUUGUUAGAAUUGCGGUCCAACGCUGCGCGGAGUUGUGAAGUGCAGCAAUGUGUCCAUAAGCCAUUUUCAAGACAACUGAUUCUGAAUACUUCGAACGUAUGUCGACAAUGGUAAUAUGAUAUUUGGAGUUGAAUUGUUUCAUAUUUCUGUUUAUAUUCGGUGGUACAUGUGAAUAUUGCACAUAAAUAAUGCGACCUGAUAAUAUUGUGAAUAUGUCAUAAAUAUGAUUGGUUUUAUUUCUCGUCUUAGAAUUCGUUUUUCGUUUUUACUGCGCAUUCCAUAGAUGUAAGUUGCUCAAAUUUUAGAUAGAGUUGUUCAUUUCUUAUGUUGUUGUUUGUUAGAAGCAAUGACUGCAUGGCACUUGUCAAUUUAUGUAAUGAUGGUAAAACCCUUGUAGUCGUAAUUGUGUUCCUUGUAGUCUCAUGCUCUGAGGAAUGGUGAGGUGAAAUUGGGUUUAACGUCGCGUCCAAGAUUAUUGCGCUUAUAUAGCGACGUGCAUGCACGUGUGUGUGUGUGUGUGUGGCUGCUUGUACUAGUCCGAACUGAU
Messenger RNA from Haliotis rufescens (red abalone), 6210 nucleotides. Its product is annotated as mucin-5AC-like. NCBI's taxonomy places the organism in Eukaryota, Metazoa, Mollusca, Gastropoda, Lepetellida, Haliotidae. The transcript is spliced from 10 exons. Bases 290 to 5191 code for a protein of 1633 amino acids. The record is from RefSeq and is a predicted model, not a curated record.